Neltuma alba is the source of this 1354-nucleotide messenger RNA. RefSeq lists its product as uncharacterized. The transcript has a single exon. The record is from RefSeq and is a predicted model, not a curated record. Lineage: Eukaryota; Viridiplantae; Streptophyta; Magnoliopsida; Fabales; Fabaceae. The coding region runs from base 320 to 841 and encodes 173 amino acids.
UUCACGUCCACCGGCCGAACGGUGGGAGAGAUCUAAUUCUAUCAAAUUCAACCUCCUCCUUCCUUCCAUUUCCAGAAGGAAGAAGACGAGGUAGAAGAAGAAAGAAAAGAGAAGGGGGCAAAAAAAACAAAGAAAGAAAGCAGAAGAGCGACUUUUCAUGAGAGUUUCAUCUCUCUCUGUUCAUACUUCAUACUGAGUCUAAGUUCUUGCCUUAAUUUCAAUCUCUUCCUCUCUGUUCUGCUUGUUCUCUCUCUCUCCCUCCCUCUCCCUCCCUCUCUCAAGAGUUUUGUUUAAUUUUUGAGAACUACGGUUCUUAACCAUGGGAACGGAAGUUUUGCGGCCUCAGGAUUGUUUGAUUGAAAGAAUCAGACAGCCUCCGGUUUCGAUUUAUCGACAGAGUUAUGGAAAUCACUAUAAUCAGGUUAAGAAUUAUGUACCCAACCCAAGAUCCAGUCGAAAACCGGCCAAACGACCUGAGAGGCCAGAUAAAAGGAGACGAGUUGUUGUUCCGAGCCAACCGAUUCCGGUGACGUCGGUCUCGAAGAGGUCCAGCUCUGAUGACUCGAGGAUGGGGAGGAGCAGCGGGAUAACGAGGGAGAAGGUCACAAUUCUUCGAAGAGGCGAGUCGUUAGAUUCGAAAAUCAUGAGCGACGCGUUGACGAAAAAGGUAGGUGACGAUCUCAUGACUUGCUCGGGUCAAUCCAUUUACGCGGGAUCGGCGUUCGUGGUGUCUCCAUCACCAAGCGCGCUUCCUCUGCCUUCUUUUUCAAAGAAGCAGCCGUCCGCAGUCGUCGACGACUUUGCAACGCGAGAUCUCCGGCGUCUGCUCAGACUCGAAUGACUUGCUGGCGUGUUGAAAUUUGAAAUCAGGGUUUGGAUUGGGUCGAGCUGGAAGGGAUCUGUUUCACACUUCCUUCAUCCAUUAGCUUUCACCUUAGAAUCUUCUUCUUGAAUCUAUCUUCUCCUCGCAUCAAGGUUAUCGGCAUCGCGUCGCUCCCGACGGGAAGUUUGACCUGACCGUGAUUUUUUAAAACGGAAGGGUAGAACUAAAAUCGGGGUAAAAUGUUGGGGCAAAUAUGUGAAAACAAUAGUUUGUCGUUAGGCUCAUAGUUGGAUUCGCAUGAGAUGCGGGGUCUUAAUUGUAAUUAGCUCGUAAUCUAAGUUGAGAGUGGUGAAGAGAAAGAAAGUGAGGAAAUGGGAGGUUGAUUUGUAAAAUCCGGGAAGAUAUUGGGCUGGAUUAGGUGGGCCGUGAAUAAUUUCUUAGCUUUAUGACUUUAAGAUGGGCCAAGUGCCUUUUAUCCUUGAUGUUGUAGACUAAAAUAUUUAAAUCAGAAAUCUGGGCUUGCUGUAAAAA